CGUCGCGACGCCACAUCCGGUCGCGUCGUUUCCGUUUCCGGUCUGGGGAAGCGGGCGGCUGCCGCUGCUGCUGCUGCCGGGCGAAAUGGAGCGGCGGAGGCUCAGGCGGCGGUUCUGCAGGGAGGCGGUGACGGCGCUUCCUCGAACGACGUCAGAGGAGCUUUAGUCAGGAUGUUUCUUUCGCCGAAGAUGCUGCCAUGCAAGAAGAGAAGAGCCGUCGCGGCAGAUUCCUCCGAGGGCGAGGCAGGGCUCUCUUCCGAUGUGCCGUUUCUUGAAAUGGAGACUUCUCCCGCAGGUGAUGCUAACCAGCUCCACGACCUGGUGCAGCAGGCCAAGGGCGAAAGCAAUCCUGUCUUGCCUGAAGGGAGAGAACUCGAUGGCCCAUCUGCUGAUAGGCCGGUCGGUCUACCCACGCCGGAUUUGCCAGUAUCUUUUGGGGACUUGGAAGCUGCCAGUAAAGAAUUGGGCAAGGUGGUUCUGACAGAUGACGCAGGUCAGAAAGGCUGGAGGGAAUCAGCAGAAGCUUCUUUGAGAGGGGGAAAGAAGAGCUUGUCUAAGGUACCACUGGAUCUCUGUCAGCAGCAAAGAGAAGAGCCUUCGGGCGACAGGAGCCCUCUCGUAUCGGAGUUUCUCACGGACAAGGAGCGGAAAUUGAACCAUGAAGCCGUUAGCCUUUCUCCAAAGCUGGAGGCUGAAUGGGAGGCCGGUGACGAUGCGCCGUUUGCGAAGGCCCCAAGGAUGUUGCAGAGCACCGAACUGCUCCAAGAGGCCAAGGAGGAGCCUGAGGAGACGGGGCUUUUUAUCCCAGUGGAGGAGCAAGAAGAAGGAGGGAAGCGGAAGAGGAGGAAGGCGACGAAACGGAAACGGGAGGAGAAAUGCCCGGAGGAGGACGAGGGGCCCCUGGCCUGCGACCUCAAAUUGGACGACGCUCUGGACCGGACUUUGGAAGACGGGGCGAAGCAGCACAACCUGACGGCCGUCAAUGUGCGGAACAUCCUCCACGAAGUGAUCACGAACGAGCACGUGGUGGCCAUGAUGAAGGCAGCCAUCAGUGAGACGGAGGACAUCCCCGUGUUUGAGCCCAAAAUGACCAGAUCCAAGCUGAAGGAAGUGGUGGAGAAAGGCGUGGUCAUCCCUACGUGGAAUAUUUCUCCGAUCAAGAAGGCGAAUGAAAUCAAGCCCCCCCAGUUUGUCGACAUCCCCCUGGAGGAGGAUGAUGAUUCCUCAGAUGAAGAGUACCAGCCAGAGGAGGAGGAAGAGGACGAGACAGCGGAGGAGAGCUUGCUGGAGAGCGACGUGGAGAGCACGGCCUCCUCGCCCCGCGGCGCCAAGCGGUCCCGGACCAGGCAGUCGUCCGAUACGAUGGAGACGGACGAGGAGGGAGGGCUGCCCUCGGAGGCAGAGAAGGCCCCGACGCCGCCCCCCCAGCGGCACAUCAGUGCCGAAGUUGUGCCCAUGGGACCCCCGCCGCCCCCCAAGCCCAAGCAGAGCAAGGACAGCACCUUCAUGGAGAAGCUGCAUGCGGUGGACGAGGAGCUGGCCUCCAGCCCGGUCUGCAUGGACUCCUUCCAGCCCCUAGAAGACAGCUUGAUCGCCUUGCGCACCCGCUCGAAGAGGCCCCUGAAGGACGUGCCCCUCGGGCAGCUGGAAGCAGAGCUCCAGGCCCCGGAUAUCACGCCGGAUAUGUACGACCCCAACACGGCGGACGACGAGGAGUGGAAGAGGUGGCUGGGCGGCCUCAUGAACGACGACGUGGGGAACGAAGACGAGGCGGACGACGACGACGACCCGGAGUACAACUUCCUGGAGGACCUGGAUGAGCCAGAUACGGAAGACUUCAGGAACGACCGGGCCGUCCGGAUCACAAAGAAGGAAGUCAAUGAGCUGAUGGAGGAGCUGUUUGAGACGGCUGCCCCACUGAUCUGGAUGCCCUCUGUCUCUGCUCAGUUCCAGGACGAGAUGGGAUUCCCCAACGUGGAGGACGAGGGGCCGGAGGACGAGGACAGCACUGCAGAGGCCCGUCCGAAUUUUAAUACCCCUCAGGUGCUCAGGUUCGAGGAGCCCCUGGCCAACCUCCUCAACGAGCAGCACCGGACGGUGAAGGAGCAGCUGGAGCAGCUGCGGGUGAAGAAGACGGCCGCCCGGCUGCCCCCGUCGGAGGCGGAGAAGGCCAAGGGGCACGGUGAGAGGCCCGUGCCGGUGCUGAGCAUGGACGCCGGCCAGAGGAAGAGACUCCAGCAGCAGAUGCAGCAGCACGUCCAGCUCUUGACCCAGAUUCACCUCCUCAGCAGCUCCAACCCUGGCCUGAGCUCGGAGUUCAGCACCACCCGGCUCUUCCUGACCGAGCUGGAAACGUUUGCCCAGAGAUCCAGGCUCCUCCACCGGCCCCUCGGUCCGGGCCCCGAGUUCCAGACGGCCUUCCAGCCCUGCAACCUCCCGGAGGCUCUGCAGCUCAUUGAGGACUUCCACGCCCAGGUCGAGUGGAGCCCGCGCAAAGCUGUGAAGAAGAGCGUGAACAACUUCCCUUCCCUGCCGAAGCACGUGGCGUGGAUCCUGGCCACCAGGCGGGUCUUCAUGUAUCCCGAGUUGCUGCCCAUCUGCUCCUUCAAAGCCAGAAUGCUGCGGGAUAAGAUCAUCUACACCAAAGGGGAGGACAAUUUGUUAGCUUUGGGUCUGAAGCACUUCGAAGAGACCGAGGUCCCGAAACUCCUGAUCAGCAAGUACCUCCUGACGACCAAAACGGCCCACCAGCUGACCGUGCGGAUCAAGAACCUCGGCAUGAGGCGGGUUCCCGACAACAUCCUGAAGUACUAUAAGAAGACGAAGCAGUUGCCUGUCCUGCCCAAGCUUUGCGAAGAGAUGCAGCCUGGCGAGUGGAAGCCGGCCCUGGAGAAGGAGGAGCACCGCCUGCCCUUCUGGCUGAAGGCCAGCCUGCCCUUCAUCCAAGCCCACCUGGAGCAGACGGCCCGGCCCGCUCCCAGCCUCGGCAAGGCAGACGGAGGACCCGCGGAGGCGGCUGCGGCGGUGGGGGGCGAAAAGUACCCGCUGCGCAUGCCCGAGGGCCUGCAGUGGAUCCUGCGGCCUCUCUCCAGCCGCUUCUGCCAGAAGGCCUGGAGGCGGCAGCGGCCCGCCGCCAGCAAGGUCCUCCCGGCCCGCCCGGGCCUCGGCCUGCCGUCCGUGGGUGCCAGCCACUACCUGAAGAUGGCCGCCAAGCCGUGCCCCCCGGAGGUGCCGCCCCGGAAAGGAGGGCCCGCUCCCAGGAAAGGGGUCCCCCGCCUGAUCAAGCCCGCCCCGCUGCUGCAGCCGUUGCCCCGCAUGCAGCACCUGAGCCUGCCCUCCGCCGUGGGGCACGGCGGCGGCGGCUUCGGGCUGCAGGGCGUCCUCUCCGCGCCGCACGCCGGCCCCAGGCCCUGCUUGGCCGCCGCCCUGCCCCAGAACCUGGUCUCCUCCGUGCCGGUCGCCUUCCAGCCCCGAAUGACCCUCUCGGCGUUCCCCCUGGCCAAGACCCGGAAGCCCGGUGCCCCCAGAGGCUACCAGAAGAAGAAGGGCCCCAAAGCCGCCCCGCUGCUGAAAGCCGCCCCCCUGCUGCACCCGGCGCCCGUCAUCUUCACCGUCCCGGCGGGUGCCGUGAAGGUGGUGGGCCUCGCCAAUGGCUGCAACGUGCUGCAACCCCUGGCCGCCGUGGGGGGCCGAGCCCCACAGCCCAUCCCCAUCACCACUCUGCUGGUGAACCCUGCCCCCUUCCCCUGCCAGCCGCUGGCCACGCCUCCCCUCCCCUCCUUGGUGCUGGCCUCCAGCUCGUCUGGCGCCCCUGCGGCCGCCAAAGACCUCGAGGCGACCAACGCAGCCGCCUCCAGAUUGGCCGUGGGCGGAGGAGAGCCCACCUGCCCUGCCGGGGCGGAACCCCCCGCGGAGCUGCAGGGACCCCCAUCGUGUUCUGCCAGCCCCACUGCGGAGGAACAUGGCCCCCAGCAGCCGGAUCUGGACCCCGGCGUCCGAGUGGAGGCCUCUGCGCAGGCUUAUGUGGAGAUGGAAGAGGAGAGAGCCCUGGAGCGGCCGGCCGAGAUUCCCUUCUCCCCGUUGGCAGAGCUCGGAGCGAUGGCGACGGUGGCAUUGGGCAGACCCAGCGACGCCCCCCCGGAAGCUGCCCCGGUCCCGGAGAGCCCCCCAGCCCAAGAAGACCUGGUGUUGGAUCUCGGGCAGGAGCUGGACGUGGAGGCCGCCCCGGAGUGCCGGGCGGAGCUGAAGGGGGGCGGAGGCGGGCCGAGCCUCCGUGGGAACGAGGCAGGAGGGCAGGGGGGAUCCGGGCAGGGCCCAGGCGGCACAGAAAAAAGCGGCAGCCCCCCGAAGAACUCCUCCGGCUCGGCCGCUGAGGCUGGGUCCGGCAGCCCCUUGGCGAAGCCGGAGGAUUUGUCCAGCGUGGCCGGCCCCGAGGGGGCUGGCGAGAAAGAAGGGCCGGAGGAGGAGGAGGAGGAGUUUGACGACUUCACCCAAGACGAGGAGGACGAGGAGAUGUCCUCGGCGUCGGAGGAGUCGGUGCUCUCGGUGCCGGAGCUGCAGGAGACGAUGGAGAAGCUGACGUGGCUGGCGUCGGAGAGGCGCCUGAGCCAGGAGGGCGACUCGGAGGAGGAGAACUCCCAGGAGGAGAACUCAGAGCCGGAGGAGGAGGAAGAGGAGGAGGAGGAGGAAGGGGAGAACCUGGAGAGCCUGCAGAAAGAGGACGACAUGGCCGGCGAGGUGGCAGACCUGGCCGACCGGCCCGCCUCGCCCCUGGCCCUGGCCUGUGCCACCCCGGAAGUGAAGCCCAGCAGCAGGACGCCGCCAGGGCAGAGCGCCAAGGCACCCGGGAAAAGCCGGGGCUCCCACCGAGCCCGAGCGAAGCGGGGCCGGUCUCGCGCCAGCAAGGACACCUCCAAGCUGAUGCUUCUCUAUGCUGAAGACAUCCUGGAGAGGGACCCCCUGCGGGAGCAGAAGGACCUGGCCUUUGCACAGGCUUAUCUGAGCCGGGUGCGUGAGGCCUUGAGGCACAUCCCGGGCAAGUACGAGGAGUUCCUCCGCAUCAUCUACGAGUUUGAGAGCAACGCCGGCAAGCAGAUGGCCGUGGACCUUUACGCCCAGCUGCGGGGCCUCCUGCGGGAGUGGCCCCAGCUGCUCACGGACUUUGCGGCCUUCCUCUUGCCCGAGCAAGCCUUGGAAUGUGGGCUGUUUGAGGAACAGCAGGCCUUUGAGAAGAGCCGCAAGUUUCUCCGGCAGCUGGAGAUCUGCUUUUCCGAAAACCCUUCCCACCACCAGAAGAUCAUCAAGGUGCUGCAGAGCUGCGCAGAGUGUCUGCCCCAGGAGAUCAUCGAGUUGAAGACCCAGAUGUGGCAGCUGCUGAAAGGACACGACCAUCUACAGGACGAAUUCUCGGUCUUCUUUGACCACUUGCGGCCCUCGGCCAGCCGCUUGGGGGACUUCGAGGAAGUCAACUGGACGGAGGAGAAAGAGUAUGAGUUUGAUGGGUUUGAAGAAGUAUCGCUGCCGGAUGUGGAAGAGGAGGAGGACCCACCCAAAAUCCAUGCUGCCUCGAAAAACAAGAAGAGGAAGGAGCUCGGGGGGCAGAACACUGACAAGGAGGCGGAGUGGGCCGAGGGGGCCAAGGAGUGCUGCUGCGCCUGCCACGAGGGGGGCGGCGACCCCCGGCUGAAGAGGGGCAAGCGGAGGAGCUGCAACCACUGCAGCGGCGGCGGCGGCAAGGCAGGAGACGGCCGCUCGUACCGGAAUAAGGACCCCCAGGAGCUCAGCGACAGCCUGGCGCCGCAAGAACAGAGCCCCCGCCCGGAAGGGAAGGAGUCUGCGGAGGAGGGGGCCGAGCCCAGAGAAGACGGGGACGCGCCCCCAGGCAGAAUGAGGGCAGCAGCCAGGAAGGCUGACGGGAGAGCAGGAGGUUCUCGUGUGGAAGGAAAGUCGCCCGCGAGCAAAGAAGGCCCCUUGGAGGGGGCUGCUCCUCCAGCCAGCAGGCCUGCCGAACCGUGCGCUCCGCAGGGGCCCCACUGCCCCAAGAAGACACCGGCAGGGGAUGCCCCCCAGCCGCUCUCCUCCCCGCCUCCCACGGCCUCUUCCCCCGUCCAGCCGCCAAGGGCCGCCCCGCCCAGGCUGCAUCAGCACAAAAGCGGCUCGUGCGCCGCAGGAGGGGAUGGCGAGGCGGGACGCGGCCCGAGGAGCGCGGAGGCUCCCCCCGGCCUGGGCAGAGACGCUUUGGGGUCUGAGGCGGCUGCAGGGACGGCGUGGCGGCUGGGCUCUCCCGACGCCGGCCCUUCUCCGGCUCGGGCUCUGCCCCAAGCGCUUCCUCCGCAGGCCAGCCUCUCGGACAAACUUGCUGCUCCGCCUCGCCCGUGUCUCAGGGUGUCAAGGAGUGGAGACAGAGAGGCCGAGGGGGAUGCCGGCGGCAAAGGAAGGGACCUGGGGGGCUCGCCCUCCCAAGACCGCGCGGGAAGAAACUCUGCGACUCAGGCGGAGGAGGCCUCAGGGGCUCGUAGCCCGCAAGCCCCGGCCGGCGGCGGCCGAGGGAAGGCCGCCGGCGCGAGCGAGGGUUUGCAGGAACCGCGGCGGCAAGCGGAGGGCGGCGCGCGGGAAGAGACGCUGCCCCGUGUGACGGAAGCCACCGUGUGUGCCAAGAACAUCAAGGUCAGCUCCACCGGGGAGAAGGUCGUCCUGUGGACCAGGGAGGCCGACCGGGUCAUCCUGACCACCUGCCAGGAGCGAGGAGCUCAGCCGGACACGUUCAACGCCAUCUCCCAGCAGCUGUACAACAAGACCGCCGAGGAGGUCGCCCACCGGUUCAGAGAGCUGAUGACCUUGUUCCACACGGCCUGCGACGUUAGCUCGGAGGACGAGGAAGACGGAACAAGCACCAGCAACACCGACCAGCUGUCGGACAGAGACCCAGGCCUCUCGGAGGAAGAGCGGGAGGAACAAGGUUGUUAGGUAGGAGAAGCAGCCCUGAGGUCCUGAAGAGCUUGGCACCCCGUGCAGGGCGGCGAGGGAGGAUGUUGCCAGCAUCUCCUCCUCUGCUGUCACUGGCUCCAGAGUCCUCUGUUCCCCCUGCCCCCCAUCACGCUGAAGCUGCCUCUGAAGGCUCCCGAAAGGGAGCAGGGGUGAUCAUCUGCUACAUACUGGAAGGAUGUGGAUUGUACUGACUUCUGGAUGACGUCCGAUGUAAAUAUUUUAAGACUGGGGAAAUAUGUGCACUCUCUCCCGUGCCUCUUCUGGGUGGAUAUUUAUUGUGCAGUGGUAUUGGAAAACAAAUAAAGCCAUUCUCUUGUGCUCAAAGAGAAA
Molecule: messenger RNA, 7317 nt
Organism: Hemicordylus capensis (graceful crag lizard)
Lineage: Eukaryota; Metazoa; Chordata; Lepidosauria; Squamata; Cordylidae
Gene: GON4L
Product: gon-4 like
Exons: 32
Coding region: 172-6966 (2264 amino acids)
Biological process (GO): regulation of DNA-templated transcription
Cellular component (GO): nucleus
Molecular function (GO): transcription coregulator activity
Source: RefSeq, a predicted model, not a curated record